AUGAUAAGACUGUCUAUACGUAGGUUGCAUAAUGUAUCUAGGGGUUCAGAAACUAUUCCAUAUGUACCAGUACCCAAGAAUAAAUAUAAUAUCAAAAGGUCAGCAUUCAACUUUAAACCUCAAGCACAACCGGGGUUGAUAUACAACCCACCAGCAGCAAUAAUAAACCCAUCGAUGCAAACUCCAUAUAUUUUUCUACCUCAAAAUGACCCAAGACGAGAAUUGGCGAAAGCUAAUCGUAUACCUGAUGAGAUCAUUGCUGAUAUGCCUAUAAUAAGGCAAUUCAAAGCACCAAAUGAAAGAGAGUAUAGUAUAUCAAGAGAAACCGUAGAGGAGAUGAAGAAGUUGGCGGCACAAGAUCCCGAGCGGUGGGAUUUAAAAGCAUUGAGUAAAAAAUUUAAUAUCGAAAUGAGAAAAUUGAUAUAUUUCUUUAGGACUGAACAUCAAAGGGCUAAGAAGUUGCAAAACUUACAAGAACUGGGAAAGUUACCAAAACAUAUACUUGAUAGACAAAAGAGGAGACAAAUAAAAUCGGGGCAGAAGUCGCAGCAGCAGCCGCAACUGCAUCAGUAUAGAAAGAAGGGUGGACAACAACACAAUAAUGACAGACCAAGAUCGGAAGGACCUAAAAGAGAAGCUAUACUAGACUUGAAUAAAUAUAAAGGUCAAGAAAUCAGAGUAAGAUGUGUAGGCGGAAGACAAAUUACUGGUUACCUUAAAGGAUUUGAUCAAUUGAUGAACCUUGUGCUAGAAGAUGUGGUGGAACAAUUAAGAGAAGGAUUGAAUCAACUACCUGUUGAGGAUACUAUAAUAGAGUGUCAUGGUGGACACACGUAUAAAGGAUAUAGGUUUUUGGGCAAAAUCUGCGGAGUUUCCAUAGUUAGAGCUGGUGAAUCAAUGGAAAUGGGAUUAAGAGAUUGUUGUAGGUCAGUCAAGAUUGGGAAAAUAUUGAUACAAAGAGACGAAGAAACGGCUUUACCCAAAUUAUUUUAUGAAAAACUACCUCGAGAUAUAAGCGAUCGUUACGUGUUUUUGCUUGACCCAAUGUUGGCUACUGGUGGGUCAGCAAUGAUGGCAAUUGAAGUUUUACUAGCUCGAGGAGUGAGAAUGGAUAGAAUUUUUUUCUUAAACUUGUUGGCUGCUCCAGAGGGUAUUAGAGCAUUCCGUAGUAAAUAUCCUGAUGUGAAAAUCAUAACUGGUGGAAUUGAUGAGAGGUUGGACGAGGAUAAGUAUAUUGUACCUGGUUUGGGCGACUUUGGCGAUAGGUAUUACUGCAUUUGA
This is a messenger RNA of Lodderomyces oxycetoniae, 1281 nucleotides long. It is a transcript of the gene FUR1, whose product is annotated as mitochondrial 54S ribosomal mL58 domain-containing protein. Gene Ontology annotation, cellular component: mitochondrial large ribosomal subunit. The record is from RefSeq and is a predicted model, not a curated record. The transcript is spliced from 3 exons. The coding region runs from base 1 to 1281 and encodes 426 amino acids. Gene Ontology annotation, molecular function: structural constituent of ribosome. Lineage: Eukaryota; Fungi; Ascomycota; Pichiomycetes; Serinales; Debaryomycetaceae.